UUGUGAGACACCCAGAGAGCCAGACAGUGUAUGAAAGCUUACUGUUAGUUUAGGCUCCCUCGCCAAACAAAGUCAGUCUACGUUGGGUAACGAUGAGUACAUCAGAGUCUUUGGAUCGAAUGGAACUCUGUGAAAGUCUUUUAACAUGGAUUCAGACAUUUGGAGUGGAGGCGCCAUGCAAGACCGUAGAAGACUUAACCAGUGGUGUCGUCAUGGCCCAAGCUCUGCAGAAAAUAGAUAUAGUGUAUUUCAAUGAUGCUUGGAUCAGCAGAGUCAAGCCAGAGGUUGGGGACAACUGGAGGUUAAAGAUCAGUAAUUUAAAGAAAAUCCUCAAAGGGAUCUUAGAUUAUAACCAGGAGGUGUUAGGGCAGCACAUCAAUGACUUCACACUACCAGAUGUUAAUCUGAUUGGAGAACAUUCUGAUGCAGCAGAACUUGGGCGGAUGCUACAGCUCAUAUUAGGAUGUGCUGUUAAUUGUGAACAGAAACAAGAAUACAUCCAAACCAUAAUGAUGAUGGAGGAGUCGGUGCAGCAUGUUGUCAUGACAGCCAUCCAAGAGCUGAUGAGUAAAGAGACUCCGGUCACAGGGGGAAAUGACUCUUAUGUGGAUCUAGACAGACAGCUGAAGAAGACUGUUGAGGAUUUGAAUGAUGCUCUGGCUACAAAGGAAGAGAUCGCCCAGAGGUGCCGUGAGCUUGACAUGCAGGUUGCUGCCCUGCAAGAGGAGAAGAGCAGUCUUUUGGCGGAAAACCAAGUUCUAAUGGAGAGACUUAACCAGUCUGACUCCAUAGAGGACAUAAACAGCCCUGCUGGACGCAGACAUCUCCAGCUGCAGACACAACUGGAGCAACUACAGGAAGAAACUUUCAGGUUGGAGGCAGCAAAAGACGACUACCGAAUCCGUUGUGAGGAGCUUGAGAAAGAACUCCUGGAUGUGAAGUCCCAGAAUGAAGAGCUUGUUUCACUGGCUGAUGAAGCGCAGAGUCUCAAGGAUGAGAUGGAUGUCCUCAGGCACUCUUCUGACAAAGUGUCAAAGCUGGAGGGCACAGUGGAACACUACAAGAAAAAGCUGGAGGACAUGGGGCUCCUCAGGAGACAGAAUAAACUUAUGGAGGAGAAAAACACAGCACUAAUGCAGACCAACGUCAGCUUGGAAGAAGAGCUUCGAAAGGCGAAUGCUACCAAGGGCCAGCUGGAGACCUACAAGAGACAGGUAGUGGAACUUCAGAACCGACUGUCAGAAGAGUCUAAAAAAGCUGAUAAGAUGGAGUUUGAGUACAAACGUGUGAAAGAGAAAGUGGACUCACUACAAAAAGAAAAGGAUCGUAUGAGGACUGAGAGAGACUCACUAAAGGAGACAAUUGAGGAACUUCAUUGUGUCCAGGCUCAAGAGGGACAGCUUACAUCAGGUUUGCUCCCGCUGGUCAACAAUGACGGCUCUGACUCGCUGGCAGCUGAGAUCACCACUCCAGAGAUUCGCGAACACCUGAUCCGUCUUCAGCAUGAGAACAAGAUGCUGAAGCUGGCCCAGGAGGGCUCUGACAACGAGAAGAUUGCUCUGUUGCAGAGUCUACUAGAAGAUGCCAACAGAAGAAAAAAUGAACUGGAGACAGAGAACAGGUUAAUCAAUCAGCGUUUGAUGGAGGAACAGAGUCAGGUAGAAGAACUGCAGAAGACUGUGCAAGAACAGGGCUCUAAAGCAGACGAUUCUUCAAUUCUUAAGAAGAAAUAUGAAGAGCACAUGGAAAAAGUAACAGAAUUAAACAAUGAGUUAUUGAAGAAAAAUGCCUUCAUUGAUGAAAUGGAGCCAAAGUACAACGCCAGCUCCCAACGAGUAGAAGAGCUGGAAGAAGCCUUGAAAAAGAAAGAUGAAGAGAUGAAGCAAAUGGAAGAGAGAUAUAAGAAAUACCUUGAAAAAGCCAAGAGUGUGAUCCGGACACUGGACCCCAAGCAGAACCAGGGUUCAGGUCCAGAAGUCCAGGCGCUGAAGAACCAGCUGCAGGAGAAGGAGAGGAUGUUGCAUUCAUUGGAGAAAGAAAUGGACAAGACGAAGAGCCAGAGGGACCACGAGGAGAAACUGAUUGUUUCAGCCUGGUACAACAUGAAUGGCACUGCCCCGAUCCAUAGACCACGAGGGGGCAUGUCGCUGCAGAAGAAGGCGGCUGAAGACCGACUUGCUAACACGGGCUCUGGUCAGUCAUUCCUGGCCCGGCAGAGACAGGCCACCAGCACACGCCGCUCCUACCCAGGCCACGUCCAGCCAGCUACCGCAAGAUCCAUGAGGUAGAGAUGCCGGGCAAGGCUGCCCAGUUGUUGCACCAGUUUUUUUUUUCCUGACUAAACUUUCUUUACCUUGAAUCCUAUGAAGCAAGACUUCUACCUUUUUUCAAACCCCAGUAUAUUUGAUAGGAACUAAUCCCUCCAAGCAUCUUCUCUUCGUCCCCUCCCAACCACUUGUUGAGCCUGUACUGUGUGGCAAACUUACUAUUCAGAUAAUCUGGACCGCAAGGCUCAGAAGAAACACAUCUUGUUGACAAGUUACUGUCAUUUUUAAUAAGAGGAACUGCUCUACCUGUUCAUGCAGUAUUUAUGCACAUCUCUACCUGUGAUAACAUUUGAUGUUCAUGUAUUCUUUGGGUUGGAGACUGUCUUACAAUGUAGCUUUAUGGAAGUCAUCUAAUUUUGAAUUAGUCUUAAGUUGAUUGAGGCAAAGGAAGAUGCAUUAUCACAUGUAAAUGUUUGAUUUGACUACUUAAAGUCUGAAUGAUCUCCUUAAAUGAUUUCUAGUAAGACUACAUGAUGUGAAAGCUGGUAACUGCUGGCUGGUAACAGUGUAGCAAUAAUUUUUAUGGUUAUUCCCAAGAAAAGGUGCUUCGGCAGGUUUUAAAGUUUCUUAAGAAUGUGCAAUCUUCAGUUUGGUGGUUUUCUUAGAUGCUGAUCUAUCUAAUAGCCGUUAUAAGUUUGUUUUAUCUAGCAAAUAACAAAGUCACUGUUAAGCAAAACUACUUGAUUUGGUUUUGGCUCUACCAGCAUAUACGAGGAUAGUCGGACAACACCUCAUGUGCCAUAGAGAUUGAUUGUAUCAGUGAUCUGACAUAAAACCAUUUAACCACAAGACUGUUGCUAAGUUGAAGACGCUGGGGCUACAAACACAAAGCUGGCUGUAAUUAGUUUUGCGCAUUUAAGUUGUUUCGCUUUUCCGUAUCAGAUUAGAAUCAGUUGAUUGCUGUCAUAAUUUAAUAAGAAUGUUUGGUUCUAUUUACAUUCGAUAGAACUGCCUGUGUCAUUCUUAAUAGGAAUUUUGAACCUUAUCUAAAGGCAAUUAUUCUGAUCCUUUUCUCUAACCAAUUUUCUUGUUUUUAAAUCAUAUCACGAUUGACCUUCUCUUAACUCUGAACUUAAUCUGAUCUGUGUCUGAGUAGAUCAAGGGCGCAAUGUUGAAUUCACGCUAACAAGCUCUCCCAUCUGACCAUCACUUCUCUCUCUCCUCCCUCAACAGCAAUGUUACUGCAUGACUGACACACCAGUGACCUGCCCAAGCCUUUCUGUGGCCUACAUUGUCUCCAUGGCUGGGCUAGGCUGAGGCAUGCAAUGCAUGAACUGCCUGCCCUGCGUACUGUUUGCAUGAACCUUGCAUUGACGCAAGCCUGCGAAUAACCGGCCUUCUAGCAGCAGCAGCAUGAGCACUAACAACUCCCUCAGCAGUGUUGUGCAGCAUAACCUCCAGACAAGCCUGAGGCAGGAUGGGGUCAGAAAGAAAAACUCUUCUCCCAAUUAAUUUCUUUUCCACCACUCUGGCUACUCUUCGCUCAUUAUGAUGCUCUUGUGUUACUGUUUCUGUCUGUUUCCCUCUGUCUUUUCUCCAUUUCUUUCAUUUCUUAUGGACAUGCCUGCUUGAGCAUCCAGUCUGUUACAGUUCAACAUAUCAUAUGGAAGAGGGGAUAGGAUACAGCAAUAUUGUCUGUUUUCUGUAGUAUUUGUGUGGAUCUUGAAAUUGGCUGGCUGUUUGAGGAUACCUCAGUGACAUAUUUACAUAUAUCUGUUUCAAUUGGCAUGGUUGAAGGAUGGAGGUAAUAUUUGAGAGGUGUACCCUGCCAACCAGCCUGAAUGGUAUAGAGUAAGGAGUCGACAUCCUUUAAACCUAUACAUUAAAUGUUUAUGUCCAGCCUCCUCUAAACACGUCUCCAGAUUGCUCUAGAGACAUACUCUACCUUUGUUGUAAACCUCACAUAUCAAAUAUAGCCCGUUUUAGAAUAAGGAGAGCUUUACAGGGCUUCACUGUGUUGCCCUGAAGGCUUUUCUUUGGGCAGAUUGCAGCUGGAGCAUAAGAUUACAAAGUGUUUAAAUGAACAACAUUGUUACUGAUGUGCUUUUACACAGGAUAAAAGCCCCCAUUAAGCCUAUUUGCAAUGCUUUUCAGUGUGCCUCUGUCUCGUGCGAUGCACACUUAAAAGUCAUUUCCUUCGUCUUUCUGGUGUAGGUGUUUUUAUUAUUUUAUUUAUUGCCUUUAAGGCAAAUCAUUUGUGGUCUAAUUGGGGCAAAUAUGUUCUGCUAAGUGCAAUUUUUCAUACCUUUUUAUGCAUUUUGAGCAAUAUUUUGAUAAGAUUUAAAAGAAAAAUAAGAAUGUGAAACUGCGUUUGCUUGUGUAGGCUAAUGCCAGGGCCAUUCAUUUAGGCUCAAAGAGGUGAAGAUGUAGAAAGGAAAGGGAAGCAGAUGCAGUAAAUAACCUUAAAUUAUUAUUUGGCUCACAGACUAUUUUAAGAAAAAAAGAAACAAACAAAAAAAACAUUCACACUAUUCACUUUAAAGACAUCCUGCAUUAGAUGCCAGUGUUGUUCAUUUGUGUAACCAUAGGAAUUUAUAUGUUGGCAUUAACUAGAAUAAGGGGACUCCUUGCGUAUGCAGUGUUCUAAAUGACACAAAUUUUAGUUUUAGACAUGGAGAAACAUAUGUUGCUGCAAGUAAUAUUGUACAUUUUGUUUGGCUUUUUUAAAUAAAUUUCUUAUUUAAGUUUUAUUUUUAGAGCUUAUUAAAAUUUGAAGUUUACACACUACACCAAGCUGUAUGCAUUUUGUAGGUGUAAAUGCAUAGAAAAACUUAAAUGAGAGAGAUGAGUGAAUCCUCCAGUUUAGUGCCUUUUUAUAUAAUUUAAAACCUUCUGUUUUUUAGGAUUUAAAGGCAGUAAGGCAUCUUGCUUCAUGAGCUGCGUUAUGUCAUUUUUAAGGAAAGAAAAUGUCUCAGUGGAGAUUCAUCUGCUUGAUAAUUAACCUCUACGCGGGCUUAAUGAGGGCUUUUUCUCUGUAUAUAUACCCUGUUUUACUUAAGAUAUUUCAAUCGUUUAACCAUAAUUUGAUCAAUGCCAUGUAUUUUCUCUUAAUGGCUUAUUUAUUCUUUUGCCGCUUCUACAGCAGUGUUAACACUUGUUCUUUUUAUCAGUAGUAUUAUCACUUAUACUGUUACAAUGGAUGUGAUGGAGUUAAAAAUACAAAAGGAGCAAUGCAUUGAACAAAUGGUGUAAACUGGAGGAGAGAAAUGUUACAGUACAUGAAUCUCUGGUUUCCACAAGAAAAUCACUGUGCAAAGAUAUUGUGUAUGCAAUGUUUUGUUUUGUUUUUUUCUUAACUAAAAAGCACAUUUCGAUUGACUGAAAUCGUGAAUUUGCGACGAUCCUGCAGGUGAUGUGUUUAGGUUUAGACAGCAACAAAGACCAGCGUCAUAAGCUCAAAGCUGCAUUUGAAAAAGCUUUGAUUCAGUGUUAGCAGCCGAAAUUAGUCACCGAAGGAGUUUGUUCUCCAAAACUGAGUGGUAAAAUUCCAUUUGUGGCGUGUAUUCAGAAAAUAGUCUCGUCCAAGUGUUUUAUAAAGCACCCACCAAACAUCUUGCAGUUGGAGCGUUAAGUUAGAUUAACCGUCCAUCCCUAGAAGUCAGGUAAGAAAUCUGUAAAUAAUGGAACUCAUCCACACUGCUGGACCUGCUGGCAUUUCUGUCAGGGAUGUGGGAAAACCUUUGUUUUUAAUAUCUCGCUCAAAAGGGAUUUUUUCUCCCUUUUCUCCCCAUUAAAUUUACCACUUCAUAUUUAUUUGCUUAGAUUUUCUGUGGUUAUUACUACCUGAUGUCAGAACUCAGCUUUGGGCCAUUUUCAGGGUUUAUCAAUACCAACUGAUCAGCAGUGAAGAAGGAAAAAAGACAACAUGCUACUCUGUUGAAAGUAUAACUCCUCAUUUUUUUUAAACUAAAUAUUUUAAUUGAGUUAAAGUAAUCCACAAAACUCACUAUGUUGAAUUGAAUCUGCAUUGCCCUCCCCGUGUGUUUUUGCUGCUAACUGCGCCGUGGCCCAGUCAAAUGUAUUAGAUAACAUGAGCAACACAAGGCUGCUCACAGGUCAGAAUUAUUACGCGUGUUGUGGUUGCUUUAUUUUUUUUACUCAUUUGAAAUACCGAAGUAGCAAAUAACCUUCCAUUUGCCAAGUUUUAUAUUGCUUGUAUACAAAUACUUUGUACAUACAGUAUGUAUUAGUGGUGUAGGAAGUAUCUAAAUAUCUGAGAAUGAGAGAGUAAAAUUUGCAUCUUAGGUGGGUUUUAUUUCACAUCUGUUCAUUGAGGACCUGCUAAUGGAAAUGUGCUUCCUAAACCACAAAACCUGGAAACAACCUUGUAAAUAAAACUUGUAAAGAAAAACAAUAAAAUAUUCUGCCUG
This is a messenger RNA of Melanotaenia boesemani (Boeseman's rainbowfish), 6697 nucleotides long. RefSeq names its product hook microtubule-tethering protein 3 (gene hook3). Bases 93 to 2288 code for a protein of 731 amino acids. Gene Ontology annotation, biological process: cytoplasmic microtubule organization; cytoskeleton-dependent intracellular transport. The transcript is spliced from 25 exons. Gene Ontology annotation, cellular component: centrosome; cytoplasm. NCBI's taxonomy places the organism in Eukaryota, Metazoa, Chordata, Actinopteri, Atheriniformes, Melanotaeniidae. The record is from RefSeq and is a predicted model, not a curated record. Gene Ontology annotation, molecular function: microtubule binding; dynein light intermediate chain binding.